Salarias fasciatus (jewelled blenny) is the source of this 7067-nucleotide messenger RNA. RefSeq names its product centromere-associated protein E-like. The record is from RefSeq and is a predicted model, not a curated record. Lineage: Eukaryota; Metazoa; Chordata; Actinopteri; Blenniiformes; Blenniidae. Gene Ontology annotation, molecular function: ATP binding; microtubule motor activity; microtubule binding. Gene Ontology annotation, biological process: microtubule-based movement; mitotic cell cycle. Gene Ontology annotation, cellular component: microtubule.
GCAGUCGUUGUUAUUGUUUGGCGUUAUGUGCUGGACUUUUCUGGAUCACUAAACUCAACAUGACAGAAGAGUCGGCGUAAAGGUCUGCGUCCGAGUCCGGCCCCACAUAGCGAGGGAGCAGAGCUCCUCGUCGGAGGACGCCGAGCCCGUCCAGUGUUUCUGGAAGGCUAGCAGGAAGGCCAUCCAGCAGGUGGAGGAUGGGAAUCCCACCAAGACCUUCAGCUUCGAUCGAGUGUUCACUGCAGAGGAGACCACGAACCAGCUGUACCAGGCCAUCGCCAAGCCCCUGGUGGUGUCUGCUGUGGAGGGCUACAAUGGGACCAUUUUUUGCCUACGGCCAGACCUCGUCAGGGAAAAUCACCAUGAUGGGCGACGGUGGCGGCGGCGGCGGCGGCGUCCCCGGCGUCAUCCCCCUGGCCGUGGAGGACGUCUUCCAGAGCAUCUCUAAUCUGCCGGAGAAGGAGUUCCUGCUGCGGGUCUCCUACAUGGAGAUCUACAACGAGACGGUGGUGGACCUGCUGGUCAGCAGCUGGAAGAGAAAACCCCUGGAGGUCCGAGAGACCAUCAACAAAAACGUGUUUGUGGCCGACCUGACGGAGGAGCUGGUGACCAGCUCGGCUCAGGCCCUGGCCUGGAUCCGCAAGGGAGAAAAGAACCGCCACUACGGGAAGACCAAGAUGAACCAGCGCAGCAGCCGCUCGCACACCAUCUUCCGCAUGAUCAUAGAGAGCCGAGAGCGCAGCGACCCGGCGGAGGGCGAGAACGCCGACGGCGGCAUCAUCGUGUCUCAUCUGAACCUGGUGGAUCUGGCCGGGUCCGAGCGAGCCAGCCAGACGGGAGCUGAAGGCACUCGCUUCAAGGAGGGCUGCAAUAUCAACCGCAGCCUGUUCACGCUGGGCCAGGUGAUCAAGAAGCUGACCGACGAGAGCCAGAAAGUCUUCACCAGCUACAGGGACAGUAAGCUCACACGGAUCCUGCAGAACUCUCUGGGCGGCAACGCCAAGACGGUCAUAAUCUGCACCAUCACGCCGGCCACUCUGGAGGAGACCCUGAGCACGCUGCAGUUUGCGAGCACCGCAAAAAAAAUGAAGAACGACCCUCAUGUGACGGAGGUGUCCGACGACGGCGCCCUGCAACGGUACCGCACGGAAAUCGUGGACCUGAAGCGGCGUCUGCAGGAGGUGUCCUCGGUCACCCAGACCACCGCCACGGAGAAGGAGGUCCUGUCCCAGCUGCUGCAGGAGAAGGAGAUGCUCCAGAGGGAGCAGGAGGACCGGAUCAAGAACCUGACCCAGCUGCUGGUCACCAGCUCCAACCAGGUCACCGUCAAAAAGGUCCCGAAGCGCCGUGUCACGUGGGGGGGGAAGAUGCUGAAGCUGGCCGGUCCUUCCUCCUGCGAGGCUCAUCCGUCAGACCUCCACCUGUCGCAGUCCUUCGUGCGGAAGAGGAAAGGCUCCACCCUGACGGAGCUGUGCGAGGACGAGGACUUCGACUCCCAGUGGGAAAUCCCCGACGAGCCUCAGGACGAGGCCGAGACCAGCCAGAGCUCGGUGACGGUCCGGAGCUUCGAGGACAGCCCCAGAGACGGCUCCAGCGUCUGGAUGUGUGAGCUGUCCAGCAAGGUGUGGACCCUGGAGCUGCAGCUGGACCUGGAGAGACAGCAGAAGGAGGACGCCCUGAAGAGGGUGGAGGAGCUGGAGAGCAGGGUGGAGGAGGCGCAGCGGGUGGCAGCCGAGCUGCAGCUGGAGGAGGCCCAGCAGAAUGAACAGACGGAGGCCGCGCUGCAGCUGGAGGAGGCCCAGCAGAAGGAGCUGAUGGAGGCCGCGCUGCAGGUGGAGGAGGCGCAGCAGAAGGAGCUGACGGAGGCCGCGCUGCAGGUGGAGGAGGCGCAGCAGAAUGAACAGACGGAGGCCGCGCUGCAGCUGGAGGAGGCCCAGCAGAAGGAGCUGACGGAGGCCGCGCUGCAGCUGGACGAGGCGCAGCGGGUGGAGGCUGAGCUGCGCCUGCAGCUGGAGGCUGAAGCGGAGGCCAGACGGCAGGCGGUGGAGAAGCUGGACAUGCUGGAGCUGAGAGUUCUGGACCUGGAGCAGCAGAACCGCGCUCACAGGGAGACUGUGGAGCAGAUGACCGGCCAGCUGUUGGAGACCACCCAGCUGUGUGAAGCCUUGAGCUCAGAGAAGGAGGAGGUGCUCACCGAGCGGGACUUCCUGCAGCAGGAGGUGGGGAUGCUCCUCCAGCAGGCCGACAUCCUGGAGAAGGAGAAGGCCGCCCUGUCCCAGGAAAUGAGGGAGCUCCGAGAGACGGACGAGUUUCAGAGGCUGGAGGCGGAGUUCAACCAGCAGCAGCAGCGCGACAUCCAGGAGGAACUGAGCGGCUUGAAGACGGCUCUGCAGUCCUCUGAGGCUCAGUGCCGGCUGCUUCAGAGCGAGCUGGACGGCGUGUCGGAGCAGCUGAAGAUCAAAACGCAGUUUGCAGAAGAGCUUGAGGUCAUGAGCGGCAAGGACCUGGUGCAGGAGGUGGCCCAGCUGCGCCGCUCUCUGGACGACGCAGAGGGACUGAGCAUCGACACCAAGAAGGAGUGGGCCUUCCUCCGGAGCGAGAACAUGGCUCUGACCGAGGAAAACACGACUCUGAGCGCCAGCAGUAAAAAGAUGGAGACGGAGGUGAGCAGCCUGCGGGCUCAGCUGGAGGCGGAGAAGACCCGAUACCGGAGCAUGCAGAGCGACCUCCAGAAGGAGCUCACCCUGGCCUUCACAGAGAACGCCCGGCUCAGCAGCCUGCUGGCAGGCAAGGUGCCCACAGAUCUGAUGGACAGGUUUGACCUUGAGAAGACCGUGACCAGUCUGAACAAGGAGCUGGCCGAGUCCCGUGAGGCCGAGGAGACGCUCAGAGCUCAGCUGGAGACCUUUCCUGCCACCGUGGACUGCCUGUCCAAGAGGGUGCAGGAGCUGAGCGAAGAGCUGCUUUCUGCUGAGGCUCAGCGGCAGGAGGAGGCCGGGCGGCUGGAGGAGGCCCUGCAGGGGUCUCAGGAGGAGGCCCGGCGGCUGGAGGAGGCCCUGCAGGGGUCUCAGGAGGAGGCCCGGCGGCUGGAGGAGGCCCUGCAGGGGUCUCAGGAGGAGGCCCGGCGGCUGGAGGAGGCCCUGCAGGGGUCUCAGGAGGAGGCCCGGCGGCUGGAGGAGGCCCUGCAGACGUCUCAGGAGGAGGCCCGGCGGCUGGAGGAGGCCCUGCAGGGGUCUCAGGAGGAGGCCCGGCGGCUGGAGGAGGCCCUGCAGGGGUCUCAGGAGGAGGCCCGGCGGCUGGAGGAGGCCCUGCAGACGUCUCAGGAGGAGGCCCGGCGGCUGGAGGAGGCCCUGCAGACGUCUCAGGAGGAGGCCCGGCGGCUGGAGGAGGCCCUGCAGACGUCUCAGGAGGAGGCCCGGCGGCUGGGCGAAGAGAUGACGCAGAGGAUGGACUCGCUGGAGUCAGACCUGAGUCGAAGUGAAGCUGAGAGGAAUCGGCUCCUGGCUGCUGUUGAGGAGAAGGUUCUGCAGCCUGCAGGGACACACACCCUCCUGGAGUCUCUUCAGCUGGAGCUCGAUGAGGAGAAGCAGAAGAACUCGGAUCUGAGCAGACACUGCGAGCAGACAGAGUCCGACGUGCUGGCGCUGUCCCGGGAGCUUCAGAGUGUGAGACAGGAGAAGAACGCUGUCCUCGGGGCUCCAGACCGGAGCGGUGUGGACCAGCUGGACGAGCUGCGCUCCGCCGUGGCGUCCCUGUCUGCAGAGAGGGACCAGCUGAAGCUGGACCUGCAGGAGAACGUGGACAUUAUGAUCGAGGUGCAGGAGGAGCUGAGGACGGCCAUGGACAAGAACCGGAAGCAGAAGGAGCUCAUCAAGCAGCUGGAGAGCACGAGGACGUCCCCAGCAGAGGACGGUCCCUCUGAAACCAGAGCUCAGAUAACAUCCCUGAGAGAGGAGCUGCAGAGGGUGGAGGCCGAGCGAGCCGGCCUGCUGGCAGAGAAGGAGUCCAUCCAGCAGAGCUCCUCAGAUCAGAUCCAGGAGCUGCAGGACAAGAUAACAUCUCUGAGUGAGGAGAGAGAGGAGCUGCAGGAGAAAAUAUCAUCUGAGAUUAAAGAGAGAGUGGAAAUGGAGAGAGCUUGUGUGCCGCCUGAGGGAUCCAGCCAGCAAAGCUCCUCAGAUCAGAUCCAGGAGCUGCAGCACAAGAUAACAUCUCUGAGAGAGGAGAGAGAGGAGCUGCAUGAGAAAAUAACAUCCCUGAGAGAGGAGCUGCAGAGGGUGGAAGCAGAGAGAAUCAGUCUGCUAACAGAGAAGGAGUCCUUCCAGCAGAGCUCCUCAGAUCAGAUCCAGGAGCUGCAGCACAAAAUACCAUCUCUGAGAGAGGAGAACAGGGAGCUGCAGCACAAGGUCGCCUCUCUCCAAGAGGAGAGAGAGGAACUACAGGACAAGAUAACAUCUCUGACAGAGGAUCUGCAGAGAGAGCAAGCAGAGCGCGCCGGCCUGCUCACUGAGGAGUCCAUCCAGGAGCUGCAGGACAAGAUAACAUCUCUGAGAGAGGAGAGAGAGGAGCUGCAAGAGAAAAUAUCAUCUCUGAGAGAGGAUCUGCAGAGAGUGGAGGCAGAGCGAGCUGGCCUGCUAGCGGAGAAGGAGUCCAUCCAGCAGACCUCCUCAGAUCAGAUCCAGGAGCUGCAGGACAAGAUAACAUCUCUGAGAGAGGAGCUGCAGAGGGUGGAGGCAGAGCGCGCCGGCCUGCUAACGGAGAAGGAGUCCAUCCAGGAGCUGCAGCACAAGAUAAGAUCUCUGAGGGAGGAGAGAGAGGAGCUGCAGGAGAAGAUAAGGUCUCUGAGCGAGGCUCUGCAGAGAGAGGAAGCAGAGACGGCUGGUCUGAAGUCAGAGAAGGAGUCCGUCCAGCAGAGCUCCUCAGAUCAGCUGCAGCAGCUGCAGGAGGCGGUGGAGACUCUGAGGCAGCAGAGGCAGCAGCUCUGGGCCCAGCUGGACUCGAUGAAGAAGCUGAGUGAGGAGGAGGAGGAGCAGCGACGGCAGCAGGAGGCCAGGCUGCACCAACGAGUGCAGCAGCUGGAGGAGCGGCGAGCUUCGGCCGAGGCCGGCGCCGGCGCCACGCAGCAGCUGCUCGCUGAAGCCGGCGCCACCAUCAGGUCGCUCCGGGAGCAGCUCGGCGCCUCUGAGCCCGACAGGGCUGCAGCCAGGGAGGCCCUGCUGCAGGACUCCGCCCAGCAGCUGCAGGACACCCUGGCCGUCCUCCAGAGCUGUGUGGACAUGUGCCUGGUGUGUGACCUCAGGGACGUGGACGGCGGCGGUUUCGGAGACCUGCUGUCCCUCAGCCACGCCUUCGGCGUCUCCCUCCCAGCAGCCACCACCGCCGCCUACGAGGCCGUGCGCCAGGCGGGAGAGACGGUCGUCCAGAAGAUCACGGCCCACGCGGACCGGCAGCGCCCGCUCAUCCAGGCCUACCUGACCCUCCUGGAGGAGCUGGCCAGGAAGGAGGUGGCGGCGUUCGAGGAGAAGCGGCUGCAGGACGUCCUGCUGUGCAGGGCGGCGGCGCCCAGCGGCUGGGCCCGGGAGGACCACCUCACCCGGGGGUGGGAGCGUCGGCUGACCGAGCUGCUGGAGAGGAGGCGGGCCUAUCUGCAGACACUGUCCGGCCCCGUGGAGACGCUGCACCUCAGCAUGCUGGGCUUCAUCGCACAGGCCCGGGACGUCCUGCAGGACCGGAUGCGUUUCCGGGACCAGCUGUACCCGCUCCUGAAGGACCCGGUGGACCCGGUCCUGCUGGACCAGCUGCUGAGGCGCGAGCUGGACAGCAGGUCUGCCUCGGCAGCAGCUCUGCACCUGACGGGCAUUCCCGAGGAGUGCAGGGAGCCGCCUGGGGAGCUGCGGCGGCUGGAGGCUCAGCUGGAGGCGGAGCUUCAGGAGGCCCGGAGCAGGAACGGCGCCGUGCUGCAGGCGCUGCAGGGAGCGCCGCAGGGAGCGCCGCAGGGGACGGCGCUGUCCCUGCUGGUGGACAACCGCCGGCUGUCCCAGGAGCUGCAGCAGGCCCAGGACCGCCUGCAGGCCCUGCGGCUGCAGCUGGACCGGCUGCAGGACGCUCGGGACGAAGCGUCCAGCCGCGUGUCCAACCAGCAGCGGGCCACCCAGCUGCUGCAGACCGAGCUGCAGGACAGCCGCGCGCUGCUGCAGGACCGGGACAGCACCAUCCAGACGCUGCAGAGCCGGCUGAGGCAGUCCCAGACGGAAGCCGCUCCGGGCGCCACCGAGCUGGAGAAGCUCCGGACCAGGCUGCUCCAGAUGGAGGCCACGCUCCGCUCGGCGUCCGAGGAACACCAGAAGGAGAUGGGCCGGCUGAGCUCAUUGCUGGAGGAGAGGGAGGACCAGGUGAGGAAGCUGAAGGAGACUCUGAGGAGGCAUCAGGGAGACGAGCCGGUCCUGCAGGGUCAAGACCUCCACGCCAGGCUGACCCACCACAGAGGACUGGUGACCAAGAGCUGCGCUCAGCUGGAGAGGGUCAGACUGGAGGAGCAGGUCCGACAGCUUCAGGGCUCAGUGUCCCAGCUGGAGAGUGUGGUGUCCAGCCAGCAGGAGGAGAUCAGUAAGUGGAAGAGCCGAGCUCAGAAGCUGAAGCUGAAGACCAGAUUGGAUCCAGAGAAGCCCCCGUCGCCCCGCACACCCAGCAAGAGGGCCCCGCCCCCUCCCGCGGACCCGGCCGGCCUCCUGGCCUCUCCCAAGAGGCUCCAGCUGGGUCCGCUGCAGCCCCCCGCGCUGGGGCAGUUCUUGGGCUCGCCCAAGAAGCUGGACUCCCCGAAAAGCCGCUUCUUCGACGCGGGCAGCAGCUCGGACGUCCUGAGCAGGACCUACCGCAGGAAGUUCUUCGAUAACUCCAGACUGGGAGCCGCUCCAGAUGCAGCGUUGGACAGUGAGAAGGACUGGUGUCCUCUGUCUCCGUCACAGCAGGACAUGUGUAAAACUCAGUGAGCGUGUUUCAUUCUGCUAAAUGCUGUUUUUUCCUGUUCCUGGGUUUUUGUUGUCUUACUUUCCUAUUUUUUCUGCUUUCAA